AUUAUUUUAAUGCACACUGGCCACUUUUUGGCAAUACGUGGCAUGCCAUGGACAAACUUCCACGUUCGCCGCCAUUUUGACAUCCAGCAGAUUGUGUAGUGAUUUCGUAAAGUAAAACGUUUUUUUCUUGAUAUUAUAGACUUUUUCUUCCGAAAAUAAAUUAUAUACAGGCUGCAAGAUGGGGAAUAUGUUUGCAAAUUUAUUUAAAGGCCUCUUUGGCAAAAAGGAAAUGAGAAUAUUGAUGGUUGGUUUGGAUGCUGCUGGUAAAACCACAAUCUUAUACAAAUUGAAAUUAGGCGAAAUUGUUACAACUAUACCUACUAUUGGAUUUAACGUUGAGACUGUAGAAUACAAAAACAUCAGUUUCACCGUAUGGGAUGUUGGUGGUCAAGACAAAAUUCGACCACUGUGGAGGCAUUACUUCCAGAACACACAGGGUCUCAUCUUCGUAGUAGACAGUAACGACAGAGAGCGUAUCGGCGAGGCGCGCGAGGAGCUGAUGCGAAUGUUAAGUGAAGACGAGCUACGGGACGCAGUACUCCUCAUCUUCGCCAACAAACAGGAUCUGCCGAACGCCAUGAACGCGGCGGAGAUCACGGACAAGCUGGGGCUGCACUCGCUGCGCAACCGCAACUGGUACAUCCAGGCCACGUGCGCCACCUCCGGCGACGGGCUCUACGAGGGGCUCGACUGGCUCUCCAACCAACUCAAGAACGCCAACCGCUAACUAGCCUAGCCCACACUAAUCUGAUUACGGAAAGAGACUAUGGUUUAAGAUAUGUUAACUUUAUUUGCUAUAAAAUACAAUGUAUUAUGUGCGGAAUCGUAAAUGUAUUACUAACGCGUCAACGGCCGACCGAGCGCACAUCACACCCGCGUUGGACCCUCAGCUCCGCACCUGUCUCCGUCGUAGUCUCCCGCCGCGUCUCGCGAUCACAAGCACUGGCCGACCCGUGUGGUGUACGCUCGGUCGCCGUUGACGUCGAACAAAAUAUAGUGUGUAAAGUUAUUGCAAAAUUUCAUUUUUUGUUUAUAACAAUCAGUUAAUGUUGGGAGUUUGUAUCGAGGUGUACACGACCACACGCCGAGUGUCGCGCAUUGUGAUGUGGAUAGGUUCGUAGCUGACACGUGAUAAAGUGAAUCACAGCAUAACAUGUUUUAUAUGUAUACUGUAUGUGGAAUAAGUUGUCUUAAUAAAGUAUUUAAAGUUAAUUAAC
Messenger RNA from Plutella xylostella (diamondback moth), 1217 nucleotides. It is a transcript of the gene Arf79F, whose product is annotated as ADP-ribosylation factor 1. Gene Ontology annotation, molecular function: GTP binding; GTPase activity. The record is from RefSeq and is a predicted model, not a curated record. NCBI's taxonomy places the organism in Eukaryota, Metazoa, Arthropoda, Insecta, Lepidoptera, Plutellidae.